CGCUGUUUCCGUCCAGCUUCGGCAUCAAGUACGAGUUUGCCGAUACGGAGCUCGGCAGUGAGCCGUACCUUGGGCAGAAGGGAGAGGAUGUUCCGCUGCUCUGUUCAAGGGUGUUCCGGAAGCGUAAGGGAGAGUUUCAAUCGCCACGGAAUGUGUUCCUGAAUGGGCGGGGUGGAGCGAGUAACAUAACCUGUUUGUACCGGUUUGAGGCAUCCGUUGGGGAGAGGGUACGCAUCGAUUUGUUCAACGUUUCUUUCGGAGAUUCUGCAACGUGUACGACUGAGUCUGAUGGUCAUACGGGACGGGCAAAGUGUACACCGUCGGAAGCGGUUCCGGAUGGUCGAGUUGGAGAGCUUCGACUGUAUGACGUGCCGUACAAGGACGUUAAGAUUCCGUUAGGUUGUUUCUGUGACAACACGACCAGCUCGUACAACUUCCCUCUAACGUUCGCCUUGAACUCACGCACGAUGGAAUUGACACGGUUGAACGUUUCGGAUGUUCACAAUGAUGUCCGCACUGACCCGGUUGAUCUUCCACUUGUUGGGAGAUCCACUGCUGGAGUACCAGCACGACGACAACCAGAAGAUUGAUCCGGUUAAGGAGUGGAAGCAUAAGGUCAGCCAGGAGGAAGAUGAGGAGGCCGGAGAGCCGGAAGAAGAAGGUUCUGACGAGAAGGACACCGAGUCGGGCAAAUCGGCGGCCAAGGAGCAGGUCGAUCCAGAGAAGGUUUUCCAAUGUACUGUGGAUACUGACGGACGAGCGCAAGAACGAGCUGCUGAAGUAAAAAGUUGGAAGUGCCGUGGACCGACGAUCUGGAUGCGAUGCGGUUCUUGACAACACAGACUUCUCUGGCGGACAAGAAGAUUAACGGAAGUUUUUGCCCUGGACGCCGUCGAAGUCCUCGAUCUAGACGACGGCUCCAUGAAAAUGGUCCCCUCGAAUAAGUUGUAUGGUGCCACAGGAUUCAUCCGCAACCUGCCGGUCUACCCGAUGACCGUGAAAAAUUCCGGACUGAUUAUCGAGCACCUGCAAGACUUGAGGUCCGCCAAACGUUUCCUGAAGAAACUGUUUGUGAGCAAGCCCUACAUCUACGACGGCGUCAUGCUGAUGAAACUGGAACAUAAACCGCUCGCUGAGUGCCCUGCUGCUGAAGCUCAACGAGGCGGCCGAAGCGGAAAAGUUCAAGUGCGCGGGAGAAUGAAGCGGAAAUCAAACGCAAAAAGUGGAAGCCGAGAAGCGAAAGUGGGCGGAGGAGCAGUCAAGGCUGCUGCUGCGGCCGCCAUCAACGCCAAGCUUACCUACAACGACCUCAAGCUGGUCAAAUAUCUGGCGGGCACGGACGAAUCUAACGAAGGUUUUCUACCAGCAUCUGCUUGACUCUAUGGUCAAGGACAUAGACAUAUACCCAUUGCACGGCGUCUA
Messenger RNA from Culex pipiens pallens (northern house mosquito), 1422 nucleotides. Its product is annotated as DNA topoisomerase 2-like. The record is from RefSeq and is a predicted model, not a curated record. The transcript is spliced from 2 exons. The coding region runs from base 922 to 1377 and encodes 151 amino acids. NCBI's taxonomy places the organism in Eukaryota, Metazoa, Arthropoda, Insecta, Diptera, Culicidae.